AUGUUCCCUCUCCGUCGUGCUCUAUUUCGUGCAUCCGGCUCAUCUGCUUCCAUUGUCUCGCGCUCCCGUAAUGUUCAGACACCAACCUCCUUUGCGCUAGGAGAAAAGCUUUCUCAAACCCCUUUCAAAGCCACUGUAUUUAGUCGCUUUAACAGCGACUAUUCUCAAGAGAACAGGUCCCAAGACUUCAGGUCAAAACAAUCUGGAACUCCAGAGUUUUCAGAGCAAAAUAAGUACAACAGCCAAUCAUCAGGCAACUCUAGAAGUUUGUCGGGAGGUGAAUCAGGUGGUCCACCAGAUCUUUCACCAAGUGCAAGCAUAUACGUUGGAAACAUAAUAUUCGACUUAACUGCCGAGAGAUUAGAACAAGAAUUUUCGCAAUAUGGAACCGUCAAGAGUGCAACAAUCGCAACAGACGCACGUGGCUUGAGCAAGGGCUUCGGGUACGUUGAGUUCGAGUCAGUCCAGGAAGCCGAAGCCGCAAUCAGUGGCAAAAACCAAACAGAACUUGAGGGCCGCCGGAUGAUAGUUAAUUUCCAAGCGAAAAGCAAACGGAGCAACAAGGUCAACCCUCCAUCAAAUACCCUGUUCGUAGGAAACUUAGCAUUCGAGAUGAAUGACAGUGACUUGAACAAGCUUUUCAGGGAGGUCCGGAAUGUCAUUGAUGUAAGAGUUGCUGUUGACAAGCGAACUGGCCAGCCAAGAGGUUUCGCACACGCCGAAUUUAUCUCUACAGAGGAUGCUAUCAAAGCAAAGGAACAGUUGACUGGUAAGGAAUUGUUUGGACGCGAGCUAAGACUUGAUUUCAGCACAGGCGUUCGUGGAACCCCAAGCACAAGCAGCUCCUAA
Molecule: messenger RNA, 849 nt
Organism: Blumeria graminis f. sp. triticale
Lineage: Eukaryota; Fungi; Ascomycota; Leotiomycetes; Helotiales; Erysiphaceae
Source: the annotation of a GenBank genome assembly